Molecule: messenger RNA, 6680 nt
Organism: Nothobranchius furzeri (turquoise killifish)
Lineage: Eukaryota; Metazoa; Chordata; Actinopteri; Cyprinodontiformes; Nothobranchiidae
Source: RefSeq, a predicted model, not a curated record
UGGGACAGUCAGAACCGCAACCACAGAAGCAAACAACAGUGAUGAGACACGGAUCUAGUUUUGAGUGAGAGUUAAUCUGUCCCUGCUGCGUUUUCUCCUCCUGUCCUGUUCGCUUUAGAAGGUUCUCUUCUUUACUGAGUUUCAUUUCAGAGGCCAGGAAACAGCUAAAUGAAUAAUUUUUCUUCCAUUGAUUUUCUAUAUAAAUCCCUGCUAUUGAUUCACCAAUUCUUUCUUAAUGAAUGGGCUGUCACCAUGAGAAGCAAUGGGAGUCGACAGUUGGCCACGAAGCGCUUGUAAUAAUUCUGAGUCCAUUUAAUGUUCCUACAGCGAUUGUAUUGGACCUUUUCCCACGAUUUCCAAAAACCCAAUAAACUAAGACUCAAUGCUUUUUUGGGGGGUCAAUAUAGGGAGAUAUCAUGAAUUUGGGAGUGACUAAACCUCUUUUGGGAUGUUUUUAAUCCAUAGUGCCUCUUUGGCUAUACGUGAAAGCAUGGCUGGGUUUGAUGAAGACCCCAGAAAAAUUCUUUGGAUGUCUGGUCAAAAAAAAAAAGAAGAAAUUUGUGUCUGUCUACAUUCAGCUAAAAAUGAAACAUCCUCACUCUCCUUUUCCACUGGAUGUGUGUGCAGUGUGUGAAGUGAUAAACACAUUUUACCCGCAGGCUUCCAACCAGGAGCGUUCUGCACAGAGGGUCUCGCGAGGUCAUGAAACCACAGGAGAAUUGGAAUACCAUGUGUGAUUUCGGAAGUUCAGAAAGGGUUGUCCCAACCUCGGCCACCAGAGCAGCAGCACCUGUGACACUCCUCCUCCUCCUCACUUUGAGGGGAAGCAGCAGCUCAGCGUGGAACAAACAAGAACAAUGGGUCGCAAGCUGGACUUGUCGGGCCUGACGGACGAUGAGGCAGAACACGUCCUGAAAGUGGUUCAGCGUGACAUGAAGCUGAGGAAGAAGGAGGAUGAGAGGCUGAGUGAGAUGAAGCAGGAGCUCGCGGAAGAAGGCAGCAGAUGCUCCAUCCUUUCCAAGCAGCACCGUUUCAACGAGCACUGCUGCAUCCGCUGCUGCGCGCCCUUUACCUUCCUGCUCAACCCCAAGCGCCAGUGCCUGGACUGCCAGUACAACGUGUGCAAGGGCUGCUGCACCUACAGCAAGAGGGACAAAGCCUGGCUCUGCUCUGCAUGCCAGAAGGGCAGGAUUUUUAGGACACAGUCUCUUGAAUGGUAUUACAACAAUGUGAAGGCCCGCUUCAGGAGGUUUGGCAGCGCCAAGGUUCUGAAGACUCUGUACAGAAAACACAUUAUAGAGAGAGGAACGCUCUCUGAUCUCCCAGAAAGCAGCGUUCACGAGGGAAGCAUCGACAACGAUGGCAGCAUCUGCGGCAGCGACUCCGUCUUUUACAAGCAGAGUGAAGGACACAGCGUGGCAGAAACCCUCACAGUCGCCCUGCGGGUCGCAGAGGAAGCUAUAGAGGAGGCCAUUGCAAAGGCAGAGGAGUUUCGAGACAGUUUGGAAAAGCAAAAUGAGGCUCGAUAUCUACGGGACCACAAAGAAGAGCUCAUAGAGGAACUCGCCACAACAAUUGUACAAAAAAUCAUCCAGAGAAGGAAGCGUUCAGAGAUGCAAACAGAGUAUGACUUUGUCUGGCCACAGCCUCAGUCUCUGAUCACACCUGGUGAACUUCCCUCUCCUUCUCAGCCUCACACUUCUUCACAAGACCCUCUCAAGAGCCCCUACCCUCUCUGGAGGUCCCGCUCAGCGUUCUCCCUCACCAGCGACGACUCCCUAGAUAAAGGUCCAGAGGAGGAGGCUGCUGGAGCAGGAGGCGGAGCCUUGCAGGAGUACGUGUCUCUAAAAAGAGAGGCCAAGGUUGCAUCUUUACCUGGCUGGAAAAGUAUGGAUCGUCUGGACAACUCAAGUGCAUCCUCUGUGCUCCAGAGCCCAGAUGGGAACUGGAUCGCGCUGCACAGCUCUCAGCUUUCUCGGCCCAGCCUGCUCACCAAGAGGAAGAGUUUAGUGUUCAGCGUUCUGGAACAAGAGUCCAACGUCGUGUCUGCUUACGAUGAGAUGGGAUCUGAGGAGGAAGACGAGGUGGCAGACGAAGGAGGCUGGGGCGCGGCGCUGCAGCAGUUCAGGCGCAAACUGUCCGAUGAAACGUACUACACGGACUCGCAGCACGACCCGGAAUGGACUUACACCCAGCACCUUCCUGUCACCUCGCCAUCCUCUGGGCAGUACACCAACACAGAAACCCUCAACUCAGACUCCGAAGCCUCGUCUGUGCUGUCAGCGUAUCCUCGAAAACCACCUCACAACCUGCUAAAGAAGAAAGGACCAGCCGAUGCUUUUCUGCACCCUCAUCAGCAGCCGCUGUACCAACAACACCUUCAGCAGAACUUACCUCCUUACACAGCCCACUCAGAGGCCCUGGAUGUGAACUUUAACCCCAAGGUGACUGGGGACAGCAGUGAUGCUGAGGAGAAGCAGAGCUUUAGGAUAUCGCGGCGACGCAGGAGGAGCAAAAAGGAGUCGUCAGCGGAGCAGAGCAGGCCAGGAGGCCCAAGUCACGCACAGUCCAUCUACCCCUUAGCACAAGAUAACAGCGGUUUUCUGCUCCACGCUCUGCUGAAGAGAGGUUUAAGUGAUGAGCAGCCAGUUCCUGACUGCAAACUAACAGCCACAACUGCCCCAUUAGAUCCUACGAUGCCUGAAACAGAGGUCUUUGAUAUCGUGGCUCCACACUCCCCAGCCCCCAACCCUCUUCAGCACCAACCCAUGUCCCCAAGGCCGCAGCUCUUCUCCAGGAGCUUGGGUCUUGAAUUUUGCAAAGGAGACAAUAUGGAAGAAGAAGUACAAUCUAAACUCAUUCAGAUGGUCAGUCGAGGCAACAGCAAAGAUACCAGCUCGUCUGACGAGGAGUGCAUGCAGAAGAACAAACAGACGGAAAAAGCAAGUGAGAAGCAGAAAGAGAAGCUACGACCAAAGGAGUCAGAGAGGCCAAGGCGGCGUGCGAGUGACAACAGGGAGAUGGACGGAGAAGCUCUGGAACGAGUGAACGGACAAGAGGUAAAAAGAGGUGCAAGACUGGAGAAGAGUUCCUCGGUGAGAGAGGAAGUUCAGGAGGAGGGAAGUGAGAGUUUGGAGGAGAAAGUAGACGAGCCGGCGCAAAAGAGAGGCGACAGAAGAGAGAUGAACAGAGUGAGUAAGAGACAACAGAAAAGAGAGGUGGGGAAGGUCGCAGGAGCCAGGAGGAGUGUAUCCAGUGCCAGUUUCCCUGCUGUUUCACCUUCUGCCCAGGAGGGGGAGCUCUCAAACAACCAGGUGGGACAGGCUGACUCGGAACAGCAGCAGAGACUUCAGCUGCUCUCUUCUGUCCUGCAGCAGCAGAAGUAUUCAGCAGCAUCGCUCUGCAGCAUCACCACAGAGGUGCUGAAGGUUCUGAAUGCCACCGAGGAGCUGAUUGGAGAGGCGGGAGGUGACAGCUUCACACCGUCGGAGUCCACGAGUGCCUCUCCCAUCUCCAGUUGCUCCGAGACCCGCAGGCUGGACCAGAGGCUCACCAAGAUGGAGGAGAACGUCUACCUGGCAGCUGGAGCUGUGUAUGGCCUGGAGGGGGCGCUGGGGGAGCUGGAGCAGUGUGCCCGCGGGAUCAGCAGCGGGACCACAGACACGGAGCUGGCCUUCCUGGAGGACCAGGUGGCCACUGCAGCAGCUCAGGUCCAGCAAUCUGAACUUCAGAUAUCAAACAUCGAGGCCAGGAUAUCAGCUCUGAAAACAGCAGGGUUGAAUGUGACUGUCUGCAAUCGCUUCAAGUUGAAACCCAAGUCCAAGCCUGAAACAAUCGAUUCUUCACGCCAUCAAAGGAGGAAACUCCCAGCGCCUCCCCUGAGAGAAAAGCUGGAGUCAGAGCAGCAGGUGAGAGUACUUCGGCCAUAGUGACAGAGAGCAGCACAACUCGUCCCUAAGGGCCACUGUAGAGCCCCCUCUGGGACAGGGGCCCCUCACAUCUAGUGCCUUGAUGCAGCAUCUGCCUCCAGCUGUAGGCCAAACCGGGGCCAAACACCUGCCCUGCACCCAGCACUCGCACUCAGUCCCAAAUCACCAAAAUCAUGACUGGCUCUUUAUCUUUUACGUCAUUAAUCAUCGGCUUUUCUUUCACUCUUCACAGCGUAAUUAAUGCAAGGAUGACUCGGCAGUUUCUGCCUUAAAAUCUUCAAAACACUCCUCAUGUUAAGCAUAACUAAAACACUGUACAGAUGAAAAAAAAGAAUGUUGUUAUUAAACAUAAAAUUUCAUGUGAAAUUUUCCCAAAUACAGAUACUUUUUCUACUUUAUUACUAUAAUUUACUCACCAAAUGAAAUAUGAGUAAAUACAAGAACUUAUUCACCCACAAAAAGGUUUAUUUUUCCUUUUCUCACAAAUAAAUUAAGCUGUUGAAUGGUAAAGUAAAGCUGGUUGUAAUUUUUUCAUAUUUUGCUAUUUAAAUAGAAGAAAAAUGCAGUCAUAAUAUCUCAGUGUUUGGAUAUGCAAAGUAUCAGGGCCAUAGUGUUUGUAUCCAUAAAUACUACAAAGCACACUUGAGAAGUAUGCUAAGAACAAAUCACUUGAAAAACUUUGCAACAUUUUAUUUAUGAGCUAGCGCCGCUGAAGCGGUCUGACAGAGGUAGCCCAACCUAUUCUAGAAAUAAAGAAAACAAAUACUGUAGCUUAAUCCACUGGAUUUAAAGGAAUAUUCUACCCAACUGAAAUUUAGCCUGUUACCAUAUUCCACAGAGUUAGACAAGUGGGGGAAAAGCUCAGGCACUAUCCUAAUCUGGUGGUAUUCGGUUAGCUUUAGCUUAGCAUAAACAAUGUAAGUGAAUGGUAACAGCUAGCAGCUACAAAGCACCGUGGCCCCAAAACUCAUCAUUUACUUUCAUUAGAGUAAAAUGUUGUAAAUGUUAUACAGUAAACCUAAUGACAGUAAACUACAAGUUUUGAGGAUCCUGUGUGGUGUUGUUGCGCCUUGCAGUGGCGGUUUACAGCGGUGCUUUGUCGUAAGGUAAUCCAAGUCUAAAUCAACUCCUGUAAUUCUUUCAUGUUCCUUAUUAUUGUCAUUUUUAGUCGAUGUGAAUAUUGAGGUGAUCAAGUCAAAUUAGGAUCAUUAUUGAGGGAUUUUCAUGGUUUUUUUAACAAGAUGCUAGCUGGUACUGUUCACUUCCACUGUUUAUGCUAAGCUAAAGCUAACAGAAUACUGACAGAUUUGAAAAAUGACUGGGCUGGUUUCAAAAUGUUUGUUUCCUACUUAUCUAAGUCUGGGGAAUAUGGCAACAGAUACAAUUUCACUUAGGGGUGAAAUAUCACUUUAACUCUCAUUUAAUUUAAUUUUAGCUCAGGACUAGUAUCAGUAACAAAAAAUUGCAAGGUCAAGCUCAAAGCAAAGAAAAUUUGAUGUAAAAACUUUUUUUCAUGUCGGAAUAUUCCGUUUUUUUUUUAUCUUUUUUGUUAGUUUGAACUUUGUGGCCUUUUGUUGAAUAAGCUGUAUGAUUUGUACCUUUGCUGGAUCAUAUUGGAACUUUUGUGUUAAAUUAAGGUGUAAAGAUUUUACAUAACAACAUCAGGCAGGCUGUAUAACAAACGCCAUAAAAACAUGAUUUUGUUACGAGCGAUUUAUUUUUAUACUUACUGAACAUUUUUAUGCAAUACCACUGAAAUAUUGCGAAUUAAAGGCUUUAUUUUCCCUUCUAUGGAAACCUCCUCAGUUCAGACUCUCGGAGUGCUUUUGACUGGGAGCCUUUUACCGUUACUGAUGAUGCAAAAUGCUACAAAAACACAAAUGAUAAGAAUUUAGUUUUAUGUGUUGGUCAGUAUGAGUCACCGUGUUCUCGUACUCUCCUUAAACACUAGGUUUGUGGAGACUGCCUUUGGUUCAUUUGGGUGUUUUUUUCCUCCUUCUGUGACCGCUUGCAUUCAUCAGGAUCUGAUUUAAGCAUGCAUAAUGUUUGUUUUGCUUCAACGAAGCUUGAGAGCAGGGUUGGAUGUUCUGUUCGACUGCUUAAAAGAUGUGAUGAUCUUCAGUAUGAAUGCUCUGGCCCCCUUUCAUCACAGCUUUGAGUUUGCACACCGAUCAUGUCCUUUUCGUCAGUCUUGUUCUCCAAAGAUGUUGUUGUAAAAAAGCAUGUUUCUGGUUUUAUCGAAUCGAUGUAAAGUUUCCCACGAGAAGCACAUCCGCAAGGGUCCAACUAUCAGUGUCCUGUAUUUUUCUAAUGUACAAAAAGAAGAAAAACAGCUAUCUCUCAUCACAGAGUUUGUUAAUAUGUGUAUAUGUGUGAAAAGAUGGAAAUGGUAUAGUAUAACUUGUUUAUUGCCAAAUCAUAGUUGACAAAUCUUUCAGUAUUGUGUGCAAGAGGCUGUAAACAUUGUUCUGAACUUGUGAGAUUCACACAAGAAGUGGUUAUUGCUGUUGGAAUGAAACCCAGACAGGAAGGAAUUUGGACAAUAACAAAAAAUACUUUAGUUCCUGUUUAAAUCCAGUCUGAAUGUGCACCGCUCCACAGGCGGGCCGCUCACUCUUUACGUGUAACCGUUUGUUGCGAUCCGUACGCCAUGUUGGGAGUAAAUACGGGAAAGCAAAAAAAAUGAAGAUUCUCUUUGUGCCACAAUAAUCUCAGAGAUUAAAAAUGUAUUAUGGAACAAAUAAAACAUUU